AAUUAGUGCGUCUUUUAUUUAUAAGUAAGGUUAGGUUAGGUUGUGUUUUGUAUAAAUCUUUUACCAUUCAAUUCAUGGAAGUGAAACAUUGUUUUAAACUAGAAGAAGAAAAUGUACCAACAAAAUUUGAGGACAAUAAUUUUCAGUUACAUACAGAUAUAGACAUAUUCGAUGAUAACAUUAAAUGUGAAGACGAUACAGAUACCAAACCUACACAAUUAAUAAUGGAUAAUGAAAACAAUAUUGACACAAAUACUUUAAUACAAAACAAAAUUGAGCAAUUAAAUAUUCCAAUUUUGGAGAGUAUCACUCAAGAAAGUAUAAAUAAUUUUAAAUUCUUCAAUGAAAAACAAUAUGAGAAUAGAUAUUUUCUUCAUUCCAAUAAUUUGGGCCAGAAUGAAGAUAUUUGUAUAAGAGUCCAUACAAACAAAUUGAUGUUGAUAACAUUAUCUAGAAGAAAUGAUAUUGUUACAAGCAAUAAACGAAUUACAGAAAUUAAUUUUGAAAUUAAUAAAAAAAUUAGGUGCAAUGUUAAGGUUGUUGGUAAGAAGAAAAAUGGGGCCAAACUUCUAAGACCUGAUACUAUUAUGUGUCGUGUACGAUUAGAAGGUGAAAAGCAAUUGAGGAACAUCAGAUGUGGAGUUACUGCAUAUUUAGUUGAAAUAAACGGAGCAGUAAUAAAAGAUCCAAAUCUUUUGAUAAAAGAUCCUAAAAGCUACGGUUACUUAGCCAUAAUGAUGCCAAAAGUACAUCAAGGUGAAAAUGAUUCAUGGAAUACUCAUCUAAUCAGUGAAGAAGAAUAUUCAAAUUUGAUAUCAAAAUAAAAAAAACCUAAUGUACAUGAAAUAAAAUAUAUAUGAGAAGAAAA
Messenger RNA from Diorhabda carinulata, 868 nucleotides. RefSeq names its product protein Abitram. Gene Ontology annotation, biological process: dendrite morphogenesis; regulation of actin filament polymerization; regulation of filopodium assembly. Gene Ontology annotation, cellular component: filopodium tip; dendrite; nucleus. The transcript has 2 exons. The record is from RefSeq and is a predicted model, not a curated record. Gene Ontology annotation, molecular function: actin filament binding; actin monomer binding. Bases 75 to 824 code for a protein of 249 amino acids. Lineage: Eukaryota; Metazoa; Arthropoda; Insecta; Coleoptera; Chrysomelidae.